AUGUAUUAUGUAUCAUUUAAACCUCAGGAUGGAUGUUUUGUUCCUUUAAUGGCCAAUCAUGCUGUCCUAUCACUGCGUCAUCAAAAACAAUGUCCAUAUGCCCAGCCGAGAACAAUAAUUUGUGUUGAUCCAAAUGGUAAUAUAUAUGGGUUUUUUUUUUGCUUCAAAUGGUGUAUAAAAUAGGCUGAGGUUGUAUUAUUAUUAUAGUUACAAUGUCAGGUGAAAUGUUACGUUAAACCUUCCUCAGAUUUUUAAGCGGAUAUAUAUUAAGUGAAAUGGUUGAUUAGUUGUAUGACAUGUUGUGUAUACUGUAGAUGGCUUGUAAGCAGAGUCUGAAAUUUGCAGUAUCCUGAUAUCCACGGGAUGCUAAAAUUUGGUUUUGGAUACUAAACUGUGAAUGACUUAUAUCCCAACUGGACACAAAGAAAAUUUCAAAUUAAGCACCUCUGACAGUCUCCUGAUAGCUUUUGAAUACGGUACUAUGAGUUUGCCACCCAAGCCUUUCCUCAUGUAAUGCGCAUUUUGUGUAUUAAUGAAUUGCAUAGUUGUUGACAAAUUGACAGUUUUGACUGUUGAAUCUCAUGUUGUCAUUGUAAUUUGUAACAGUGAGAGUUAUUGGAUGGGACAGGGUAUAAUACUUAUGGUAACCAGUAUCCAGAAGUGGGAUGCUGCAUUCUCAGGGGGAUACUAAACUUUGAAUCCUGGUAUCCCAGUUGGAUACUGAAAAGAUAUUUAAAUUUCAGACCCUGUGUAAGGAUGUGAUAUUUUGCACAGUGUUGACAAAAUAUUCUAUAUGUAUUCAUUUGUUCAGAAUUUCAUUCAUAUUUUGAGGAAUGCUGUAGUUCAUUAUUUUGUCAUUUAUAACAGUAAUAUUCAUGACAUUCACUUUCUACAUAUAGGACACCAACAUAACAAGGCAAUACUUUUCUGCUGCUGUGAAGAUGAUGCAGUUACUCUGUUAAAACUACAACUAUGGCCUGGGUCAAUAACCAGACCAUUAGUUGCAUUUCAUUUCAAGUUGGUAAUGCUUGCUGAAUCUCUUCUACUUGAAUGUCAUGUAUCUUUGAAGAAGUUCUGUGAUAUGCUGGGCCUAAACAAAUCCACAAUGCUGCCAAAAUGGGUAUGUUGAAACAACUUCCUGUUUUUCUCAAUGUGACCUUGCUUCACCGAGGUAUCCUCACUCUACCUUUCAACAGAAAACUUUCAACAUCUAGUUCACCUUUCUACUAUUUUAUGAUUUUGUUCCCAUGAUCUACAGUGUCACAAUAUUGCACGGCAUACAGGAAGCAUACUUGCAGACAUACUGCACAUGAUCAAUAAUGUAUUUGUGUCUAGUAGGUUAAGCACUUCAUCUUGGAUUACAAAAAGUAGUAUUUUAUAAUACAAACAGCAUGUGAAUACCUUUGACUACAUGUAUCUAUAUUUAUUGUUAAAUGAGCACUUCAUUAUUCUUUUGCAGGUACAGAAUCUGUACAAAAUACUCAAUGAUGAUUCAUUUGAUGAAUUUCGGUAAUGUUUAAAAUUAAACAGUGUUUGUUUUCCUGUACUCAUGGAAUCAUUGUGCAUAAAUUACUGUACAAGCUCUCACUACACUGCAGCCUACAGUUGUGGAAAAAAAUGUUUUUAUAGAACAUGUUGUUUUGAAUAGAAAGUUAGCAACUUGCGAUUGAAAUGAUGUCAAUGACAAUAACUUUCAUCAAUUUCUCUCUCAAAUAUUAAUUAUAUUAUAAUAAAAUUGUUCAUCACUGUGAGAAAAAUCCAAUUGGACAUCCCUCUAAAACGUUAAUUCUGCCUGCAAGAAUGCUUGCAGACCCUAGAAAUUCUUUAAAUUUGUUAUCUAAUAGUAUUUUUUUCAGGUACAAUCAGCAUUUGUUUAAGACUAUGAAACCAUUUUUUGGUGAACAUUCUCUAAGCAAUGAAUGUCCUCUUUGCCCCCAGGUUAGUACCAUACAAUUAGAUACAUAUUAUUUUGUCUGUUUGUCCUUUUUCCCCCAGGGACUUUGUUUCUCUUUCCAUUUGACAAAUCGAAAUGAUAUUAAAUACACUCUUGAGAAUAUGCCAAUAGAUAUAUAUAUAGGUCUUAGCUAGGAACUGACACUUGAGCUGUGUCCAAAUUGACUCUCCCAGACAUUUUUGAGUUUAUAUUGGCCCAUAAAACCAGGGGUAGAUUUAUAGGGGGUGCACAGGGGUGUACACCCCUGUUGGCCCUGGUCAACAGGGGUGCAAGGGGGGUGAAAAAAAUCAAAUUCAGAAAUAUGGCAUAAUUUCCAAGGUUUUUCCUUUUUUGAAGUCAAACUGAAGCUCAUAAUGCAAUGCCCAUAUCGCAGGAAAUGGCAUUUCUAGGAUUCUAGUUUUCAAAAUGUUCCAGGAGCAUAUGUACCCCUGGAUCUCCUAGGGAGCUUGCAUUUUCGGCGCUCGAGUUGUUUGGAAGCCAAUUCAUUUGAAUGCUCUCCCACCACUCCUUAAAGAAUUGUAAAGAAACACUCGGCUGCUCACCCAGCACCCCCCUAGAAAAACCUUGCUGGAUCCACCCCUGCAUAAAACACUUGAUGGGGGAUAUGUUCACCCUAAAUCCUACAGUGAAUAGGUAUUUGAGCAGUGAAGUGUUUGCAUGAAUACAUAACAAAUGAUCACUAAAUUAUAAUUAAGGACUUAAUUAUCUUGUGCAUUACAAAUGUUUAAUUGAUGGCCGAUUUAACUUAAUUAAUAAACCUGGCUAUCCAAAUGCCAGCUGAAUGGCUAAUUCCCUGCUUGGGGGAGGCUUGUUUCACCACUGGGGAGGGUGUGUUAACAUUUAAUCAUGCAUUGUACUAUCUGUUUGCACACUGCCCCACAACCAAAUUAGUAGAUUUUUACCCAAGUUCAAGUUGUAAUAGGUUACUGUUUAACCCAAUGUCCAUGUAUUCCAUUGUUUAGAGUGGAACAAAUGAUGUCAUCAUUGAAUCCAUGGAUGCCUGCUUUGGGCUUGUAAGAAAAAAAUCAGCUGGUGCAAACCUUUUCCCCCCAAGGCAUGGUGACACAUUCUUUGCAGAUCAAGAUGAUGUUGAUAAUUUUGUUGAACAAUAUAGCAAGACUGCAAAAGAGGCACCUACUGUGAGUGUAAACUACCCUACAGAAAUAUAAAAUAAUUUUUAAAUAGUUUGUAAAAUGUGAUUACCACAUUUGUGCAAUGUAAUACUGUUAACUAUACAUUUUUGGGUAAGCCUAAAUUGUGGGAGAAAAGUUUGCCUUAACUUCUAAUGUAACUUGUUAUUGAGUUUGUCAAGUGAACACAUCCUGGCCUUAAGUGAAAAUUUCUGUCCUAAGUAUUUGUGUUGUCAUACAGGUACAUGUACUGUAUACAGUACUGCUACAUUUUCCUUUAGCAAUAAUAUGUGUAGUGAAAACCCCGUUGCUGUUAUCAGAAACUGCAUUUUUAAUUAGUUGUUUCCUUAUUGUUUGUCAUACUCAUAUAGUUAUCUGGAUGAGGAACAUAGUCGUACCAGUGGCAAAGCCAGCCAUGUCAACUGGUCAUGUUAUGCAAAUUUUAAAUGAUUUGCAUUAUUCAAACCUUGAGAAAUAUAUUGUCUUAAAACUAUUUAGAGGAAAAUGUAUUAAUUAGCAUUGCAUGAUUAUUUGCUAUGGCUGACUUACAUAUGAGUCGAUAAUAUUUUAUAAUUAUAUGCCAUGUGAUUUUGCUUGUGUUUUAUCCAGGAUUGUAGUGAGUUUAAAUCUGGUGAGGUAAAUAAUAUGUUGAGGUCAAAGGGAAGAAAUAAUCUUUUUGAUGAAAAAGGAGUGUUUGGCAGAGUAUGCAGACAUGAAUAUCCCAAAGGAUUCAUCAGCAUUAAACAUGGAGAAAGGUUAGAUGUUAUUAAUGUGUAGUGUAUAUUUAUAUUUAUGUAUGGUAAUAUUCCGCCAAUUACAUUUGUGCAUGUAUGUUCAUGUUACAAUGAUUAUUUUACACUAAUUUCACUUUUUCUAUUUCAUAGGAUUGCAUAUUCUGUAUAUGAGAUUGAACGUCUUUUGACUCAUUGUGAUGAGAGUGCUGAUGUCAAAGUUACAUAUGACAUAGGUUGUAUAUUGUCAGCUCACUUGAAGGUAGGAAAAAAAUGUCCAGUGUAUGUUAUUGUUUACUUUAGAGUUGAAAAAGCGAGCUACACAAAGCAAUUACUGUAAUAUGUUUUUCAGAAAAAUGACAGACAAGAUAUGCUUGCCAGGAUUGAUUUGGCUAUCCCUGUGUUCCACUGUUAUGGCCAUAAAUCGUCUUGCCAGGUUUGUACAGUAGACCCUGUGCACAGACUGUGAUUAUGCUAAUUAUCAUAGUCUGUGAAAAUUCGUGGCAUUUCUUGUCGACUUCCAGCUGCGCUACCCAGAUCUGGGUAGUUGAUUCUGAUUGGUCAUACUGUAGUUAAACUCACUAGAUUCUGAUUGGCUGAGUUCAAAGGUCAACAAAGUUUUGACUUUUAAUGUAGCGUAAACAAAUCGUAUCAGGCUAAAUAAUUGCCGUAAUUUUCAUCUCAUUGAUUGCAUUUUAUUUGUUCAAUUGGAUACCAUAAGUAAAAUUUACAAUGAACAUGAAGUGCCAACAAAAUAUUAUUUCGAUUUUGAAAGUCAAAGUCAAACGGUCGUUAAUAUUUAAGUCCAGGCAAUCAGAAUCAUUAAUUAAGUUUAGUCUUGAGUCUUGACCAAUCAGAAUCAACUACCCAGAUCUGGGUAGCGCAGCUGGAGGUCGACAACAAAUGCCACGAAUUUUGAGUCAAUUUUCACAAACUGUGAUAUAGCAUAAUCACAGUGUGUGCACAGGCUAGGUUUGUAGCAGAGUUUAAUUUUUUAUAUUUCUGCACUUUGGCAAAACCCCUGCAACAACUGAAUAUAUCCAAGUUAUAUCGUUUCCGUUACUGCCUGCCAAAGUCGGAGAAGAGGUUGAUAUACCUAUUUAUUUCAUUGAAGAUUGUAUUUAUAUAUGUUAUACAGUACAUGUACAACAUAUAUAAUGUAGCUACCUCAAAUGCUCACUAUUUACCUGUACGUAUAUACAGCUAUUUCAAUUAAGGUUGUUCACGAGCAAAGCGGAAAAGUCGAAUACGAGCGCGAAAGGCUGCUGGGAAUCACUAUGAAAAUUCAUUAAUUUUUUAGCGAUUCCCAGCAGCCUUUUCGCGAUCGUAUUCGACUUUUCUGCUUUGCUCGUGGACAACCUUAAUUGAAAUAGCUGUAUACGAUGUUGAUCAUUCUCUAUACGAUAUUGAGCACUCUCUGACAUUUGGCUGUUAAUGUAAUAGUAAUUUUACACGCUCAUGCUUCUUCUCUCCUAAAAAUGCACUUUAGUUACUGUACAGUUGCACUUUAGUUACUGUAUGUGUCUGUAAAGCUACUGCAUGCAGAUUUAUUUGCGUAGCAUAUCUAUAGUCGCUAUGACUAGCUUCACCACUGUAACAGUCUACACGUAUACUAUAGAUUAUGCUAACAGGCAGUAUUUUUAUCUCUUAUAGAUAGCCUUUGGCCCCAGAAGGAAGAAAGGGUAUGGUCUCACCGAUGGCGAAGGAAUAGAAAGGUUAUGGUCCUUUUUAAGAUGUUUUUCUGCCAUGACAAAAGAAAUGACUGCUGGUCGGCGAAUCGACAUUCUGACGGACGCUCUACUGCAUUACGCCCAACGUCGUGUGCAACAAUUUGGUUAGCAAAUAUUAUAUUUUCUAUAUAUUUCUAUCGUGAAUCUCCACUCAUAGUAAUAUUUCAAUGUUUACUUUCUCGUCGCAGGACCAUCGUUGGUUUCAAAAAUGAAAAAAACUCGCAAACUUUUGGACAAUGCAAUGAUACAAAUGCAAGAGAUAUUUUCCAAUUUAACAGGUGUGUUGUAGCGGUAACGAUUAUUUAGUGUCUUCUUAAAACCUUUGAAAAGUUUCCCCUUCAUGUUUUUAAACAUGCGAAAUACAGUAUGUAUGUAAGCGAUGAUUGCAUAGAGAUUAAAUUAACUGGCGAUAACAUUUAUGCUGCGGUAGACGUAUUAAGAAUUGGAUCAAGAUGAGUAGAAAACUAAGAAGAAAACAUUCUCCUGUUGGUCUCUCAAGCUUUUGAUUUUUCAUCUGGUUGUUGCUCCGUGCUAAAAUAUAUACUUCAAGAACAAUAAAGUAAUAAACUUUUUUCUGUAAUAAUUUCAAUGGUAAACUUUUUUUCAUUUUCAAAUAGUUUCCUAUGAUUCUGAUUUGGUAGAAACUUGGAUUGAGGAAGAACGAACUUUGUUGGUUACACGAGAAAGUAAGCUAACAAAUGGUUCAGACCUAACGUAACCUAUAACAUAGUCGCUUCGAUAUUUUUUAUCUUUGCAAUUAAUUGUACAUUUUUAAAGUAAUAUUUAAUAUACUUUAUAAAGUAUAAAAACAUUUAAAAAAUACUUUAAAAUUUUUUUUUUAAAAAUUCAGAUACAUGUACUGUAUUAUCACCAAACAUCCCACUGUGGUUAAUUUGUAAAUAAUACUGCGUAUAAUGUGUUAUGUUGCAGGUAAGAAAGGCUUACCGUUAUCGUGGGAAGCAAAAUAUGUGCAGAAUUUGUUUCAUUUGCAAGAGCUAAGGUAUUAAAGCAAUGUGGUUGUAAAAUUAAAAACCAGUGUAAGCAUAAGGUAGCUCUUAUACCGUCGAUUGCAACUAAGCGGAAACACGUCAUGAGAAAACGCGAUCUAAUUGGACAUGAAACAUAACAUGUUUGGACUUCAAACUUUACAUGAUUUGCUUGAAACAUUUGACGUUUUACAAUUAUUUUUCCCGCGAAAACGUAACAAAAGUCAAAACAAAUCAUGUUUGACAGCCAAUUGGAUCGCGUUUUCUGAUGACAUGUUUCUGCCUACUGCUUAGUUGCAAUCGACAGUAUUCAUACAAUCAUCAGUGAUUAUUUAAUUUUAUAUAGGCUUAAUAUUGCUGCUAUAGAGCCCAAUAACCACGAUGGUUUAAAUGAACUUGUUCGAAAAAGAAGAGCGUAAGUUAUUAAAUUGCAAGUCAGCAAGUGAUAAAUUUACUAGGCUGUGCACAGACUGUGAUAUACAGCAUAAUCACAGUCUGUGCACAGGCUAUAAAUUUACAUGCACUAUCAUUUAAUUUCCUAACAAAUGUAAUCUUUAGUGUUUUAAAGAUUAUUGCGUCAACUGAAAGAGUCCACAAGGUACAAGAAAGAUGGAAAGUAGGAGAAGAGAAUUUUAAUUCAGCCGCUCUUUGUGUUGAGCAAGGGAGAAGAAACCGCGUAAUGGAACGAAUUCAUGCCAUGGCCGUCGAACGAAUGUUCCUGAUAUCACUGAAGCGAAAAUAUGCAGGCAUGUGACUUUAAAUAUGUUUAGGUUUUCAUACGUAAAUGUGUAAUGUAUAUUUAUACCAACAGAAAAAAUGCUUACGUUUCAUGCAUUUCAGAUGUCUCUAUGUUGUCUUUAAUCAUGUGCGGCAUUGUGUGUAAUCGUAAUGUAAUGUAAAUUUUAAUUUCCUUUUCGCAUAGAUGGUCAAGCAAUAGCAGGGAAACUAUCCAAACAAAUCACACAAAGGACCAAUGGAAUACGAGUCACUGUCGAGAAAUAUAACGCUGCGCUCGCAUCAUGGAAAGAUCGAGUUGAAGGACUACCGGAAGAGAUCGACUUUGACAACGUGAAAGAUCCCGAGUCAAGCAUUUUCCAUCAAUUUCGAAUAAAUGUGCCUGACCAAGAACAGUUGCCAUUCUCUGUAAAAAGAACCAUCAUUGACUUGCACCACUUCAUCGAAAGAUGUAAAGAAGAGAUGACAUACUUGAAUUCUGAAAUGCUGCGGCUGAUACAACAUCACGAAAACCAGAAAGCGAAGUAUCAAGAAUUUCUUGAUGGACAUGCAGACGACACGGCGGUUUAUGUGAGAGGACUUAAGUGUAUCCUGCGAAACAGAGUUUGUGAAGAGCAAAACAAACUGUUUGUAUUGGGAUCCUUGUUUGGAAAUGAACUUCCCGUUGAAGUUCGAUCGUCACUUCCACAAGCCCAAUGUACUUUUGAGAACAUGAUAACUGUGAAUACAGAAAUUUUUGAAGGAUCCGAAGAGCAGGAAGUGAUCUCAAGUGACGAUGAUUGGGAGCUGGAGGAGGAGGAGGACGAGGUGUGUCCCAUCCUGGAUAUUUCAGAUGAUGAAGAUUAA
Messenger RNA from Paramuricea clavata, 8112 nucleotides. The record is from the annotation of a GenBank genome assembly. Lineage: Eukaryota; Metazoa; Cnidaria; Anthozoa; Malacalcyonacea; Plexauridae.